Molecule: messenger RNA, 3477 nt
Organism: Coprinopsis cinerea okayama7#130
Lineage: Eukaryota; Fungi; Basidiomycota; Agaricomycetes; Agaricales; Psathyrellaceae
Product: other/IRE protein kinase
Exons: 6
Coding region: 1-3477 (1158 amino acids)
Biological process (GO): IRE1-mediated unfolded protein response; protein phosphorylation; intrinsic apoptotic signaling pathway in response to endoplasmic reticulum stress
Cellular component (GO): IRE1-TRAF2-ASK1 complex
Molecular function (GO): ATP binding; protein serine/threonine kinase activity; RNA endonuclease activity
Source: RefSeq, a predicted model, not a curated record
AUGGCGUUCGUAUUCUUCCUACAGUUCUUGCUCCUCAUCGUGGGCGCGGUCUGCUGGGCAGAGAUCGUCAAUGUCCGGUCAACCAUCCCAGCAGCGGAGACGGCGGCGCUCAUACAACGAACGAGACCAGCACCUACUUAUGCGACCGGAGGGAUUCUAGAACCCACCAAAGACCUAGAGCUGCUGGACAUUGUCCUGGUAGCCUCGAUCGACGGCAAAUUCCAUGCACUCAGUCGCUCGACGGGCAAGAUCUUGUGGUCUAUGCCUGCAUUCGCACGGGCAGAAGGCUCGUCAACUCUUUCAAGCUUGGCGCCUCUGGUUAGGACGACACACCCAGAAAACGACCCCGACGACUUUGACGACGAUACAACACCAGAAACCUAUAUCAUUGAACCGCAGUCUGGCCACAUCUAUGUCGUAAACUCAGAAGACGACUCGUUGCAACGGUUCCCGUUCUCAAUGGCGGAGUUGGUUGACAUGUCGCCGUUCACCUCCCCAGGUGACGACGAGAAGAGGGUAUUCAUUGGGCGCAAGGAGACUUCACUAUUGUUACUGGAGCUCGAAACAGGAAGAAUCAAGGCGACCCUCAACUCCGAAUGUCCGCCUUAUGACGACAGGCGUAUUGACCUCGACGAGCUGGAAGAACCAGAGUCGCGGGGCUCAUCGACCACCGAAGUAUUCAUUGGGCGAACAGAUUAUUACAUUUCCAUCUAUCCCCACCGCUCUAAGGGCUACGGCACUCGGGCGCCCGUCCAAAACCUGUCAUUCUCAGUCUACGGACCCAACAACGAAGACAACUUGCUCCAAGCAAACUAUCGAAGGACUAGCGACGAUGCGUACAUCCAAGGUUUUCCCAACGGGGAUGUCUACUCCUUUAAGACCAAGUCGGAAGGGGGUAGAGUCCAAACACAACCUUUAUGGGUUCAGAAAUUCCAUGCACCGACGGUCGCUGUUUUUGAUGUCCUACGGGGCUCAACUCCACUUCAGCCACAUCCUCACGCCUUUGUUCUCCUGCAACCACGACCACGCGCGGAAGAUGUCAUCCCAGGUCUCGACCGCUCUCUCUUACGUGGUGCAAAGUCGGCCUACGUUGGGAUGGUGGAGGAAACGGGGAGCCUUUACGCUAUGAGCCCUUCACAUUAUCCACUGGUUGCGUUUGGGGACGCAGAGGAGGGCAGAAAGGGACGACUUAUUGAGGGUUCUGGGGGUUCAGCGCAAAGCAUCCAUGAUAUCAUCCGCAACCAGAAGGAGGCUGACAGGCGGAUUAGAUGCGAGGAUAACCCGAGAGACCGCGAGUGUCUACUGGGUAUGCAUCCGCUUGACGAAACGGACGGCCAUGAAAGUCGAAUGCGACGACUGCUCGAAGGACCUUCAAGCAUCAGCCCCAUCCCGACGUUCAGACCCGGUCAGAACCAAUGGAUCGAUCACGGAAUCGAAGUCGUCCCCAACAUUGAAGCUCCACCCAACAAUUCUCAACAACCUGCCACGCCUGUCCCCCCGGAGGAAGUACGGAAGACGGGAUGGGAAUAUCUGGGAGUAACACUCGGGCUGGGUUUGGUGUCUUUGUGGUUCUUAUUCAAGAAGUUCGGCCAGCGAGAGGGAUUCAAGGUACCCAAAUUCAUUCCCGUACCCAACGGGGACGCGCAGAUCGCCCGUCCCCUUGCUCCCAUACCGGACACUGCCACCGAGCCAGCACCAGCACCCGAACCAGCUACGGUCCAGCCUCUUCAGAUCAUCCCCGAACAGCCUGCACCACCGGCACCCCUACCAUUGCCUCUGCCUCCAUUGGAGGACCCCACUACGGAUGCACUUGCCGGAACUGGCGAAGAAGGUGAUGACACCGACCGUGAAGGCGAUCCAGAGCCCGAGACAGUCGCAACCCCUGGAAGGAAGAAGCCGAGGAGAGGUAAACGAGGAAAGAAGAAGAAGAAGGACGCCACGCCUAUCCCUGGUGAAGAAGGUGUUGAGGGCAAGGCGCCUAAUGGACCCGAUGGACCAGCUGCGAAUGGCACACCAAACAUCAAUCCGCCAGACAACAACCCAGAUGCCACUAUCGCUCCUGCAGCCCCACAAUCUCCUUCACUUGUCGUCUCAUCUCCCAUAAUUCCUGCGGCCGCAGGUCCAUCGUUAGUCGUGUCCGAUACCAUUCUCGGCUUUGGCUCUCAUGGAACUGUUGUCUUCCAAGGUUCUCUACAGGGUCGAGCAGUCGCAGUGAAGCGGCUCCUCAAAGACUUUGUUACUCUGGCUUCACGUGAAGUCAGCAUCCUCCAAGAGAGUGACGACCACCCGAAUGUUAUCCGAUAUUACUACCAAGAAGCCCACGCCAAUUUCCUCUAUAUCGCUCUUGAACUCUGCCCCGCAUCCCUAGCCGACAUCAUCGAAACUCCUGACCGAGAAGCCUUCAGAGAUAUCGCCAUUUCCUUCGACCCCAAGAGGGCGUUGAAGCAGAUCACGAGCGGUCUCAAGCACCUCCAUGCGCUCAAACUCGUCCACCGUGACAUCAAGCCCCAGAAUAUUCUUAUUACGACAAACAAGAGCACUGGACGUGGGCGACCGACAUAUCGUAUGCUCAUCUCUGACUUCGGAUUGUGCAAGAAGUUGGACGUUGACCAAACGAGUUUCUUACCAACCAUGAAUGGCGGGAUGGGUGCUGGGACGGUCGGGUGGAGAGCACCGGAGAUUUUACGUGGCGAGGUCAAGCUUGAUGAUUUGAGCGAUGAUCACUCCAUGAGUUCGAGAGGAAGUGUGUCAACCAUUAACGGGUCAUCAUCGUCGUCGUCGACGUCGGGUCUCUCAACCGCGAAGCCAACACGACUCACCAAGUCUGUGGAUAUCUUCGCCCUUGGUUGCCUGUACUACUACACCUUGACCAACGGCAGCCAUCCUUACGGGGAUCGAUUCGAGCGGGAAGUCAACAUCUUGAAGGACGCCAAGUCGCUGGAUUUACUGGAGAGAUUUGGAGAGGAAGGAACCGAAGCGUGCGAUUUGAUCGAGAAGAUGUUGGAUCCCGAGGCAUCUGAAAGACCGGAUACGACUGCGUGCCUAUUGCACCCCUUCUUCUGGGAUCCCGCACGCCGCCUUAACUUCCUCCAAGACGCCUCGGACCGGUUCGAAAUCAUGUGUCGGGACCCCAAGGAUCCUCUCCUACUGCAACUCGAAACCGGUGCGCUGGCCAUCGUUGGAAAUGACUGGCAUGCAAGACUGGACAGGUUGUUUGUUGAGAACCUUGGCAAGUUUAGAAAGUAUGACGGAAAGUCUGUACAAGAUUUGCUUCGUGCUCUUCGUAACAAGAAACACCAUUAUCAAGACUUGCCUGACAAUGUUAAGCGAAGUCUUGGGCCGAUGCCAGAGGGCUUCCUGGCCUACUUCACGAAACGUUUCCCCCGCCUCUUCUUACAUGUCCAUCGUGUCAUCUCCGACACUGUACUACGGACAGAGUCUAUGUUUAGAUCUUACUUUGAACUGCCUGACUCCUGA